This is a messenger RNA of Colletotrichum godetiae, 570 nucleotides long. RefSeq lists its product as uncharacterized. The record is from RefSeq and is a predicted model, not a curated record. Lineage: Eukaryota; Fungi; Ascomycota; Sordariomycetes; Glomerellales; Glomerellaceae. The coding region runs from base 1 to 570 and encodes 189 amino acids. The transcript has 3 exons.
AUGGAGCCAUGCAGCAGUCUGAGCCUGAGUCUGUUCCUGGGCCUGAUGUAUCCGCACCUGCUCCUCGACAUCCCUGCCAUCAACUGGCGAGUGACCACUCCUCCUACUAGGAAGCAUUCACGAUUAGAUACACUUAGCACUCGAGAUGCGAUACUAGGACCAGGUGUACCUAAUGAACCUACCUUCUUACAAGAAGAAGAAGAAGAGGAAGAAGAAGAAGAAGAAGAGUUACUUCUAGGUUGCUGUGCUACUACUACGUAUGCUUACUCAGUGCGAACGAGCAACUCAUGUCAAGGCGUGGAUUCCGCGGCCAACCCUCAACCAUCACCAAAUGGCCCAGCUUUCUUUUUGAUGGAUCGUGGCCGGAUCUAUCCAACCAUGCCGCCCGAUCCAGGUUGUCUGCAGACUGCUGUCCACAAGUCAUUUCCUUCUCACCUGCGCACGACCCUGCUUCCGGCCACGGCCAUGGCCACGGUCAUAACCACAACCACAGCCACACAAGUUCGCUCUCUCUCCCGCGCGCGCACUACUCACGGCCGCACGUCAAUCGGCGAGCUAGCUAGGAGCUAG